This is a messenger RNA of Pneumocystis murina B123, 3299 nucleotides long. RefSeq lists its product as hypothetical. Lineage: Eukaryota; Fungi; Ascomycota; Pneumocystomycetes; Pneumocystales; Pneumocystaceae. The coding region runs from base 47 to 2836 and encodes 929 amino acids. Gene Ontology annotation, cellular component: endosome; HOPS complex. The transcript has 10 exons. Gene Ontology annotation, molecular function: protein binding; protein-macromolecule adaptor activity. Gene Ontology annotation, biological process: vacuole organization; organelle fusion; endosome organization. The record is from RefSeq and is a predicted model, not a curated record.
UUUACUCCUAUCUUUUUUUCAGAAUACAUUAAUUUGCCAUUUAAUUAUGGAUCAUAGAGAUCCUUCACCUACCUUUAGUUUAGAAAAGGUAGUAUUUCCUUAUGAUUUGACGGUUUCUGUUAUGGAAGUUAAACAUAAUAUUCUUGUCAUGGGAUUAUGUGGAGGACGUCUUUUACGUAUGGAUUUAGAGCAUCCUGAAGAAAUUCAGGACUUGGAAAUGCCUCAUAAGUAUGUAGAUGUAGUGAUUGAACGGCUUUUUCUUUCUCCGAAUGGAAAACAUUUGAUUGUAGGAAUACGGGGAGAUGAAUAUAUAUAUUUUCAUGGUGAUUCAACACGAGGAAAAUUAUUAACACAGCUUAAGGGACUUGGUAUUAAAUGUAUUGCAUGGAAUAGUCAAGCAACAGAUACUAGUACAAAGGAUAUUUUAUUAGGGAGUUAUAAUGGGAAUGUUUAUGAGACGAAUAUACAAGUAUUAAAUAAGCAAAAUAAAUAUGUAAAAUCUGUCUAUCAAGUAAGCGAAAAAUCGGAAAUUAUUGGACUUCAUAUGGAUGAAUCGUCAAAUAAUGUUGACUAUCAUUAUAUUGUUGUAAUUACAGAUAGGAAAAUUGAAUAUUUUAUGGGGAAAAAAGGGAAAAAUAUAUCGGGCGAUACACCAGUAACAUUAGAUAUUUUUUUAUCAAAUGUAAAGGGAUCUCAAGUUUUUGAAACGAAGAAUUCUCAAUAUUCAAUAUCUCCGAUUCUAUUUCAUGAAUAUUGUAAUAAUAUGAGUGAUAGAUAUAUCGGAUGGAUAUCAGAAUGUAAUCUUUUUUAUGGAUCAUUAAAAAUGUUUGAUAUUAAUGUCUCUGAAAAGUUUAGUUUUACAUUGACACAUUUGUUAAUGGAUACAAUUAAGAAGGAUUUUACUUUACCUUUUUUUUUUUGUUUUACACAUUAUCAUAUUAUUGUUGUAAAACAAUCUGAAAUUUAUCUUUUAAGCAGAUUAAAUCAUCAAAUUGUUUUUUCAGAAAAGAUACCAUUGGCAUUAGGGGAAAAAAUAUUAGGUUUAGUCACAGAUACAUAUAAAAGCUCUUAUUGGGUUUAUUCGAAAGACUCUGUCUAUGAGAUUGUUGUUUCAAAUGAAGAUUGUAAUAUUUGGAAUCUGUUUCUUAAAAAUAAUGAUUAUAUUAAAGCACUUAAGUUUGCUAAAAAAAAUUCUCAUUAUGAUAUUAUUUACAGAAAAUAUGGCAUGGAUUUGAUUAAACAGAAUAAAGUUCAUGAUGCUGCAAAAAUAUUAGCUAAAACUACUUUUCCUAUCGAAGAAAUUGCCUUGAAAUUCAUAAGCAUGAAAGACUAUGAUGCAUUGAGAAUAUAUUUACUUGAGAAAUUAAGUAUGAUGAAAAAGGGAGCCAUUAUACAAAAAACUAUAUUAUCUACAUGGUUACUCUUUUUAUAUAUAACUAAAAUGAAUCUACUAGAAGAUAUUCAAAGACAAAAGAAUUUUUUUAAUUUACCUGAUACGACACAGACAGAAAAUAAGGAAAUUCAAAAUGAAUUCCGGGAAUUUAUAGAUAAAUAUAAAUAUGAUCUAAAUCGAGAGGCUUCUUAUUAUCUUAUUAAUAGUCAUGGCAGGCAAAAUGAAUUGUUAACAUAUGCAGAAAGUAUUAAUGAUUAUGCAUAUAUUUUAAAAUAUUGGAUAAGAAAUCAGAAUUAUGAUUCAGCACUUGACGUUCUUAAUAAACAAGAUUCUCCUGAAUUAAUUUAUAAAUAUGCAUCUAUAUUGAUUCUACAAAGACCAAAAGCAACUGUAGAUAUAUGGAUGUUGCAUUCUGAUAUUGAUCCAUUGAAACUUAUUCCUGCUAUUAUUGAUUAUAAUCAACAGUAUAAGCCUCUAAUAGAACAUAAUCAGACAAUUCGUUAUCUUUUUUUUGUUAUUGAUCAGACAUCUAUAACCGAUUCUAUUAUUCAUAAUACAUUAUUAUCAUUACUUGCAAGUAGUGAAAAUGAAGAUGAAGCAACCCUCUUACAAUAUCUUGAAUGGCAAAAAAGCAAGCAUUAUUAUAGUCAGGAUUUCGCAUUACGUACUUGUAUUCAGUAUAAAAGAAUUUUAAGUUCUGUUUAUUUAUAUUUUGAAAUGAAUUUCUUUGAAGAAGCUAUAGAUUUGGCUUUAGAAUAUGAUAAUAUAGAUUUGGCAACUACUUUGGCAGAUAAAAUUGAAGAUAAUCAUAUAUUGAAAAAAAAAUUAUGGAUUAAAAUUGCAAAAAAAGUAAUUAUUCAAUAUGACGGAGAUGCUAAGAGAUUACAAUUUUUAAUGAAAAACAAUAGGCUUAGUAUUGAAGAUUUAAUUCCAUUGUAUCCUGAUUCUAUAAAAAUUGAUGAUUUCAAAGAAGAUAUAUGUUCUGUAUUAAAAGAUUAUAGUUCUAAUAUAGAUUUUUUGCUUAAAAAAAUGGAGGAAUUAACUCAAUCUGCUGAUAACAUUCGUAAUAGUAUAGAAGAUCAUAAUAACUGGUUCGUAAUUUUGAAUGCAGAAGAAGAAUGUAAUAUUUGCCGAAAUAUGUUAUUAAAUGAACAGUUUUAUGUUUUCCCGUGCCAACAUUGCUUUCAUAAAGAUUGUCUAUUUUUAAAAGUCUCAGAAGAUACUACUUCUUGGCAAUAUAGACGGAUUCAAGAUCUACAAUCUUUAAUAUCUAAAUUUAAAAAUGAUAUAUCUGGAAAACAAGUACAACAAUGUAAAAAACUAACAAAAGAAUUGGAUGAUAUAAUAUCAUCAGAGUGUAUACUUUGUGGUAGUACUAUGAUACGAAGUAUAGAUAAAAGCUUUAUUGAUAAUAAUAUGGAGACGUCUUUCUGGAAUAUUUAAUAAUUACAGUUAUAUUUAUUGUUUAAAUUAAAAACAUAUUGUCUUUGAUAGAUAUCGAUCUUGGAUUAUGAAAUAUAUAAUGAUAUUAUUCAAAAAUAUGACUUACAAAAAUGUUUGUUAAUGAACAAAAUUAUAAAUAUUUUAUUUUAUGAAUGCAAGCUUUAUGAAUAAUUACAUUGUGGUCAAAAAAUAUAAUGUGUAAUUUAUAUCUGAAAUUUUGUUUCAGAACAAAAAGUUUAUAAAUCUCCUUGACUACUUCUGGAAUAGUUCUUUCAUGAACAUAGUUAAGCUCUUGUUCUGAUAAAUUUUGCAUCACAAAGUUGAUUACAUCUUUAGAUUUUCGUGUUGGAGGCCUUCCUAAUCCUAUUGAGAAACGAAUAAAUGACUUUAAUCAUAUUAUAUAUAUAGCUAUUUCGUAGAAGAAAACCUACUUCUGUACCUAAUGAUUCAAUACAUGAUUUUA